Tribolium madens (black flour beetle) is the source of this 1245-nucleotide messenger RNA. RefSeq names its product sodium/bile acid cotransporter 7-like. Lineage: Eukaryota; Metazoa; Arthropoda; Insecta; Coleoptera; Tenebrionidae. The record is from RefSeq and is a predicted model, not a curated record. The transcript is spliced from 4 exons. Gene Ontology annotation, cellular component: plasma membrane. Bases 156 to 1172 code for a protein of 338 amino acids.
UUUAAUUAUUUUACAAUACGUAAACCACUUGAAAACUCCAAAAAGUGACACUAAUCGACGCUACGUUCUGUAUGCUGAAAAUCCCAGUUGUUAAAUUUCUCAACAUAACCUCACAAAUGACAAUGUAACCGGUUUUUCCCCCAUUUCCGGACACGAUGAAGCCACGAAUCACCCUUUACGACUAUUUACACAAACACUGGCUUCUUGUGGGUAUUCUAACUUGUAUUUUUUUCGCCGGGAUUUACCCCGAAUUGGGGUCGAAAAACGGCCCCCUACAUACCGAAUAUUCGGUAAAAUACGGGGCUGUCACUGUGAUUUUCCUAAUAAGUGGGAUUUCUCUCAAAACUGAGAGUAUUUACGAGACAUUCCAGCAACACAAAUUGCAUUUAUUUAUUCAAGGUUUCACUUUUGUUUUUAUUCCAAUUUUUACACAAAUUUUUGUUAAAAUAUUGAAUUAUUUUGGGGUGAACCCGUGGGUGUUACGAGGACUUGUCACUGUAGCCUGCAUGCCCCCCCCUGUCUCAAGCGCUGUGAUUCUGACUCGAGCCGCCGAUGGUAACGAAACUGCGGCUAUUUUUAAUUCAGUCCUUGGAAGUUUCCUAGGGGUUGUAUUCACACCCAUACUGUUAUUAAUUAACUUGGGCUUCACGACACUUGUGCCCCUUUUGGCCACAAUAAUCCAACUGACAACCACCGUCCUCAUCCCCCUGUUUUUAGGCCAAAUCAUUCGGAAUUUCACCGGAUUCCGGGGGCACACUCUACCCCUCAACACAAUUGGCCAAUGCGCCCUCUUGUUCGUGAUUUACACGACUUUUUGCGACACUUUUGAGACCCCCGAACACCACUUGAGCGCCACCGACGUCCUCGCCAGUGUUUUCUCGGUUUUGUUAAUGCAAAUUAUUUUAUUGGGGCUCAGCCAUGCGAUAGCCCAAUGUUUCCAGAAACAUUUCACCAUUCAAGACGUUAUCACAAUUAUUUUUUGCUCCACACACAAGUCGCUCACUUUAGGAAUCCCGAUUCUACGAAUUUUGUUCCACGGAUACUCCCAUUUGAGUCAAAUCAGUCUCCCAUUGCUGGUUUAUCACCCAACGCAGAUUAUUCUAGGGGGGCUCAUUGUCACACAGCUGAAGGAUUGGGUGCAGCUCCAUAGAAGCAAGCGGCCCCCGGUUUGAAACCACCACGAGUCUACUAUUUAUCUAUUUAUAAUUUAUUUAUUGUUACAAAACAAAUAAACGACUAAUUUUA